Molecule: messenger RNA, 747 nt
Organism: Aureobasidium musti
Lineage: Eukaryota; Fungi; Ascomycota; Dothideomycetes; Dothideales; Saccotheciaceae
Source: the annotation of a GenBank genome assembly
AUAGACCACGCUAUCAUGUUCGCCAUCUGCUGUGCUGUAGCACUUAGUGCAGAGCUUAAAGACCACAUCCUCCAAUUAAGUAUGGAUCGUUGUGGCUUUUCAGAAACAAACCUUGUCUUCAUCGACGACCUCUCAAAGACUUACAAUACCCCGAGUAAAGUUGGCAACAACUCAGACUCGACACUAUCGCCNUUUGCAAACAAGAAGCCAUAUGAAUGUAAAGUCCUCUUGCAAGAACUUUGCAAGAAGACGGGCUCAGCAGAUAUCGAUUGCGAUCACUUCGCAGUGGCAGACGGACAGUCUCUUGAGGAUAGCACACUACUAGUCGUUGUAAAGCCAACGGAGAACGAAACACUGCCUCCAGUCCGAGUCGCCUUCGAAGUAAUCGAACUACGUCUCCACUCAGAAGCCACGAGACAAACCAAACCAUCAGCAGAUCAAGACAGUACCAAGAACACCAAGGACGGGAAAUCAACGGGAUACCAACUUCAUGUGCCCGACCCUGCAAAGUUCCUCCCGCCAGAACUGCGACGUGAGAUGCUGUUGGAUAAUGGCCAGCGCAUCCUUCUCGCAACAAGAGAUCUAGAGAAGAACUUUGUGGGCGAGGUUGUUUGGUGUAAGGGAGGUCCUUCUCGAAUUGUCCGAGAACUUUUGGGCGAUGAGAAGAGUCCGCCAUUCAGACCGAAGAAAGCUGGUUCUACUCAGACGGACGCUUCGAUUGAAAAAACUCAACAGGGUAAACACUAG